This is a messenger RNA of Chanos chanos (milkfish), 2949 nucleotides long. RefSeq names its product cadherin-related family member 1. NCBI's taxonomy places the organism in Eukaryota, Metazoa, Chordata, Actinopteri, Gonorynchiformes, Chanidae. Gene Ontology annotation, cellular component: plasma membrane; cell-cell junction. Gene Ontology annotation, biological process: homophilic cell-cell adhesion. The transcript has 19 exons. The coding region runs from base 1 to 2949 and encodes 982 amino acids. The record is from RefSeq and is a predicted model, not a curated record. Gene Ontology annotation, molecular function: calcium ion binding; nucleic acid binding.
AUGGCACCGCCAUUUGAGUUGCAGCAUCGCUACAUGGCAGAUGCAGACCCUGAGAGGAGAGAAGAGUACACUAUAUGGCCAAAAGCAUGUGGACACCCCUCAGAAUUAACAAGUUCAGGUGUUCCAGCCACACCAAUUUUUAACAGCACAAGAACUGUGCGUCGGGAGCUUCAUGAAAUGAGUUUCCAUGGCCAGGCAGCUGCACACAAGCCCAACAUCACCAUCUGCAAUGCCAAGCGAUGGCUGGAGUGGUGCAAAGCAAGCAGCCAUUGGACUCUGGAGCAGUGGAAACGCAUUCUCUGGAGUUAUGAAUCACACUUCACUAUCGCGCAAUCUGUGUUGGGCGGAUCGCUGCCUGACAAGUAUGACAAGUGCCUACUGAUGAAGGGUGCGAAAAGCGCUCACCUUUCUCUGCUCCUCAUUUUGCCGCUCGUCUCUCUGGGGAGAUGUGACUAUGCUCCUUAUUUUUAUGAUAACGGGUCAGGGAGCACCAAUGGGAACAUGGCACUGUUCAGCGUGUCUGAAGACACACCCGUGGGUUCACAUGUCUACACUCUAAAUGGCACUGAUCCAGAGGGAGAUCCCGUGCGGUACGACCUGAGCUUUGAAACUGGGUCCAAAGAGUAUCUAAAAGUUGAUCCCAAAUCAGGAAAGGUCAUUCUAGUUGAAGAACUUGACCGAGAGGUCCAAGAUGAAAUAGCCGCACUUGUUAGCAUAACAGAUGGGAGAAACAAGGUGGUUGAAAAAGUGCGAGUUUUUGUCACUGAUGCUAAUGAUGAGCGCCCAGAAUUUCUAAAUUUGCCAUUCGUUGUGGAUGUUUCGGAGGACGCUGCUGAGGGAAGCAGUAUUUUUCGAGUGCAGGCACUCGACAGGGACCUUGGAUCCGGUGGUAGCGUCACCUACUUCCUGCAGAGCACUCCGUCGACCAAGUUUACUAUCGAUGGGCACAGUGGGGUUCUUCGUAUCAAACCUGGUGAAGCGCUUGACUACGAGACCUGCAGGACUCAUUUUGUCACUGUGGUUGCUAAGGAUGGAGGGGGUAAAUAUAAUGGCAAGUACCAAGUGAUGACCUCAACGGCCACCAUAACUGUUAAUGUGAUCGAUGCCCAGGAUUCACCCCCUGCAUUCAUUGGAACCCCGUACUUUGGAUAUGUCUAUGAAGUCUCUGUCCCAGGGUCUGAGAUUUUCACUGUCUCUGCCAAAGAUGGCGAUGAAGGAAACCCCAAUCCUGUCCAAUAUUCCAUUGUUAACGGAGGUGACAGCUUCUUCAGAAUAAACAGCUCGACUGGCGUCAUCACUCUGACGACACACCCCAUGCAGUUGAGGAAUGAACUUUAUGAGCUUAAAGUCAAGGCUUCAGAAGUUGACAAAGAUGAGCAGUUGCUUGAUUAUGCCAUCACCAUGGUGACCAUCCGUGUGGUGGAUCUGAACAACCACCCACCCACGUUUUACGGGGAGAACGGUCCCCAGAACAUGUUUGAGGUCACGAUGUAUGAGCACCCCCCAGAGGGAGAGAUACUACGAGGAUUAAAGAUCACCGUGAAUGACUCUGAUCAGGGGGCUAAUGCUAAGUUUAAGUUGCGGUUGGUGGGGCCCGGGCGUAUUCUCAGGGUCGUCCCACAGACCGUGCUCAACGAAGCUCAAGUCACCAUUAUUGUCGAAAACUCUGCUGCCAUUGACUAUGAGAAAUACCAGUUCCUAACAUUUAAGCUCAUGGCGGUCGAGAUUGACACACCGGAACGGUUCAGCGCUACUGCGGACAUCGUUAUUCAUCUUCUGGAUACGAAUGAUAAUAGUCCCAAGUUCUCCUCCGAAUACUACAUUGCCAGGAUCCCAGAAAACUCACCCGGGGGCUCCAACGUGGUCUCCGUCACAGCAACAGACCCAGACUCAGGACUAUGGGGACAAGUGAAAUAUUCCAUAUAUGGAAGAGGCGCUGAUCUGUUUCUCAUUCACCCAACGUCUGGCAUCAUAUACACUCAACCAUGGGCCACUCUGGAUGCAGAAAUGAGGUCUAAAUACAACUUCUAUGUGAAGGCCGAAGACACGGAGGGGAAAUAUAGUCUGGCAGAGGUUUUUGUCACGGUUCUAGACCUCAAUGAUCACCCUCCGAAUUUCAACGAGAACAUCCUGGAGAAGACCAUGGUCAUCGGAGCUCCUGUGAAAAUAGAGGCAGUGGAUGACGAUGCAGAGGAACCCAAUAAUGUGAUCGAAUACUCCAUCAUGAAAGCCGACCCGGACAACAUCUUCGACAUCAACAACGCCACAGGCGAGAUUAAACUCAAACCCUACAUCAGAUCCAUGGAGAUUGUCCAGAAUAUCACCAAGCAGAAGGACUGUAAGUGGUCCGUGGUAGUCCAGGCCAGAGACAGAGGCUCUCCAUCCUUCUCUACUACAGCAGUAGUAAAGAUUGACAUCACUGAAGCAACUCCACUCAAGGGCCCCAUGGCGGCCUUUUUAAUGCAAAGUAGGGACAACCCAAUGAAAGCCCUUGGCAUGGUGGCUGGUGUUAUUAGCGUUAUGGUAAUGGUGACAGUCUUGAUCUCCACGGCUACGUACUUGCGAAACACAAAGUCAAACAAGAUCGGGCCGACACGUCGAAUCAUCCGCCGGAGACCCAGGGACCAGCGCCAGUGGAACUUCAAAAACCCAUUCAGCAGCUCCGAUGACAUCGAGAGCAAUGGGGGUUACCACAACAAGAACAACAACAGCACCAGGCCCAAGCCGCCACCGCCGAGUGCCCCAGUCCUGCCCCCUCCACCACCAGAUGACCCCAAGGCUGGUGAGAAGCACAGAGCAGUGCCCACCGUGUCUGGGACCUUGGAUUCCAAAGGCUCCAGGAGGUCGAGUCGUAACAGGGAAAACACCAUUAGCUCUGCCCUUGUAUCCGAGCUAAAGAUGAAGCUAGAGCAGAAGAUCAUUGAGGCAAAUCAGGGUUAUUAUUAUUGA